Messenger RNA from Ruditapes philippinarum (Manila clam), 1232 nucleotides. Its product is annotated as keratin-associated protein 5-4-like. The transcript is spliced from 3 exons. Bases 210 to 1094 code for a protein of 294 amino acids. Lineage: Eukaryota; Metazoa; Mollusca; Bivalvia; Venerida; Veneridae. The record is from RefSeq and is a predicted model, not a curated record.
UAGUUCUAUUUGAUUUGUCAGAACAUAAGAUUUGAUGUCACUUCUUCUUGAUAGCAUGCUGUCUUAUUGAGUGUACUGCAUAUACAGUAAAAUAAUGUUCUUGAUUAAACUAAAUGUUUAAAUGUACUGUGUGUCAUAUUUCAUAUAUACUAAAUAGUUAUGAAGGCAUGGUAGGGUAAAGUUGUAAAUCAUUCAUUUAAGCUAAAUUUAUGAGUCUUAAAAUUGAUAGCUUAGAGAAGAACUUGAUUUACUACCACAUAAUUAUUUAUCUUACACUAAAUUACGAAAUCCUAUAUUGUAAAACAAACAUGGACUUUGUCGGAUAUAUUCUCAUAUUAACUGUUGGUGUUUUUGGCAUCAUUUGCUGUAUAGGAUCGGAACAGAAUGGCAGGUGCACGUGUAAUACGUUCCGAUGUCCGAUGGAUCGUGUAAAUUCCGGAAGCUGUUAUUCUUCGUCACUUCCGGGUGGCUGGGGAGUUCGCUGUUGCAAGCCAUAUUGUAAAUGCAAGCAUUCUUGUGAAGCAGACGAGACUGACGAAGGGAAGUUUGAAACGCUAGCAGAAAAUAAAUCAGUGACGUCACAAAACUGGCAUCUAGUCAACAUAGACAAGAGAGACCAUUGUCCAGAAAAUACAACACUGUGUUGUCCAAAAUGUAAAUGCCAAAGAGGCGUUUGUAAUAAAAAAGAAAUCAAAGCCAGAAAAAAGAGUUGUGGAGAUAAACACAAACUAUGUUGUCAACCGCAAUCAACGUUGUUCCGUCCAGUGCCCGGAUGUAAAGACAACGAACUUCCUUUAUCAUUUAGCGGAAGUGACCAUUUAUACGGACUAUGUCAGUGUAAGAAAGAGUGUGAAAUGCACGAAGCUUUUUUAGACCACAACACGUGUGGAGAAAACAGAGACAUGUGUUGUAAAUUAUGCGCAUGCAAACCAGAGUGUGAUUCUUUCGAUAUAGAUAUAGGUCAAGGUCUUUGUGGCUACCAACUGCAGCAAUGUUGUCGCGCAUGCGUCUGCAAGACGCCGUGCAACAAACCAGAAGAACUGCUUGGACCAGAGGGGUGUUUUUAUGGUGAAACGGUUUGCUGCGUAACAUGAAAGAUGUCAUGAUGUAUGCUUAUGCUAUGGCUACGCUCUGUUUCCGAUACAUUCCGAAUGACAUUAAUAGAAAUUUUAAUUGAUUAUUUUUGUAUAGUUGAAUAUAAAAUUGAACACAGUUAUGACAAAAUGUAAAAU